Messenger RNA from Ipomoea triloba (trilobed morning glory), 1602 nucleotides. Its product is annotated as OVARIAN TUMOR DOMAIN-containing deubiquitinating enzyme 5. Lineage: Eukaryota; Viridiplantae; Streptophyta; Magnoliopsida; Solanales; Convolvulaceae. The transcript is spliced from 4 exons. Gene Ontology annotation, biological process: protein deubiquitination. The record is from RefSeq and is a predicted model, not a curated record. Gene Ontology annotation, molecular function: cysteine-type deubiquitinase activity. The coding region runs from base 384 to 1364 and encodes 326 amino acids.
AUCUUUUUUAUUCCCUUCCCUUCCCAUCGUGAAUUGCCCAGGAGAAAUAGCGCGCAGAGAGAGAGAGAAGAGAGUAGCGCAGCCUGCAACCACCCAAAUACGCAACGCCCCAAGAGAUAGAGCCGCCCAGGGAUUCUUCAGACGGAGAGCCGCCCACUCCUUGUCUCCCUCACGCCCUUGCUCCUCAGUCUUCAAAUCCUCAGCGACGAUCGUACGUGACUCAAGAACUGACCUCAACUCAGCCUCGCCUGGUCGCCCCUCAGCCACUUUAGUAAGCCCUCUACGGCUCUGCUCCUCUACCUCACGACGCCGAGUCAUUAAGACUCCAGAUUCCAGAGUAGUCUGGGCUCCUCUGUUUCAGCCAGUGAGAUUCAAAGUUUGGAAUGGAGGACACACCUAAAGUAGAGGAGGAAUUGUCUGAGUUGGCCUCUGAAAAUGCACCUCAGAAGAUGCAAGAAACCAGGGAAGAGAUGCUUUCUAGGCACAGAAAAGAGAUUUCCAAGCUACAGGACAAAGAAACUGCAAUGAAAAAGGCAGCUGCAAAAGGUAGCAAGGCGGAGCAGAAAGCUAAGAAGAAACAAGUAGAUGAAGAGAUGUCUAAACUUUUGACAGAGCUCAAAGAACAACAUUCUGCAGAACUUGCUUCUCUGGGCUAUAGUGGUAAUAUCAAUGGGAAAGAUAAAGGAACUCUUGAAAAUUUGGUGAAUGCCAUUGCUGGGGUAUCUGUCAGCAAUCAAGCUGAACAUUCAAAGCCUAGUAAGAGUGUCAAGAGGCGUGAAAAAAGAGCUCAACAAGAAGCAGCCAGAGAGCAAAGAAUACAAGAAGAGCAGAGUAAUAUUACAAGUGAUCGGGUCAUUGAGAAUGAGAAGCUGGAAAAGAAGCUUGAACCCCUUGGAUUGACCAUUAAUGAAAUAAAGCCUGAUGGACACUGUCUCUAUAGAGCUGUUGAGAAUCAGCUAGCUCUACAUUCUGGAGGCUCAUCUCCUUAUACUUACCAAGAACUACGACAGAUGGUGGCUGCUUACAUGAGGAAGCAUGCAUCUGAUUUCCUUCCUUUUUUCCUCUCUGAGAAUAUUAUUGAAGGCGAAUCAGAUGAUUCUCUUAUGCAGAGGUUUGAUAACUAUUGUAGAGAAGUGGAGUCAACUGCAGCAUGGGGAGGACAACUUGAGCUCGGUGCCCUCACUCAUAUCUUAAAGAAACAUAUCCUGAUAUAUUCAGGAUCUUUCCCUGAUGUGGAGAUGGGAAAGGAAUACAAACCCACCAGUGUAGCUGCCUCAUUUGAGCCAAGUAUCAUGCUAUCAUACCACAGGCAUGCAUACGGACUUGGCGAGCAUUAUAACUCGGUCAUCCCCAACUCAGCUUGAUAGCUAUGCAUAUGUCAGAUGAUCGAGGUUUCCUUCACUAGUAUACCAUUGACCUAGUACUUGUAUUUUCACAAAAUAUUUAAUUUAUAGUUGAUGCAAUUUCGAUGUUGGUGUUCUACUUUCUGACUUUAGAUUUGUUUGAUGACAAUUAAUACAUAUUGUUGACUGUUUCAUAAUGUUUUUGUGCUUUGGCGUGCCUUUUUGAAUGCAAAGAGAAACCAACACCUCAUUUGAACUA